AUGAACUUGCGGACCGCGGCGGCGGCGGCGGCAACAACAUCGGCAAGUACCGCUGAUGCCGCUACACCUGCUGAGACACGUGCAGAAACUACAUCCCAAACAUCAGUCGAGAGUGCGCCGACGUCCCACUCGACAACUUCCCUAUCUACCUCUGAAUCUACGACGUCCGAAACGACAUCUUCAUCGACAUCCUCUACAUCGGAAUCCACGUCUUCUCUAACGAUACCCACAGAGCCAACCACGACAAGUAGUACAUCGAGCACAUCUCCACUUACUACCCAGGCCCCUUCUACUACCUCUUCCACUACUUCUUUCACAACUGCGAGUCCCGAUGUUGUCACUACGGUCGUUACGCAGACACCAACUGAUGGAGCUACCGGGGUCGAGACACUGACCAUAACGUCCACCGAUACGUCAGUCCCGAAUCAUACAGCUGCAACCGCGGCCGAUGGACUUUCUACUACAGCCAGCAGAUCAUCAGAAACAUCAUCUCCUGGUUCUAGCGGAAGCGGUAGCUCUGGGCUUUCGGCUGGCGGCACCAUUGCAGUCGCCGUUGUUGUACCGGUCGCCUCUGUGGCCAUAAUUAUACUCGCUGCUCUGUACUUUUGGAGAAAAUGGAAAGCGAAGAAAGCAGCGGAAGAAGAACGGAGGAAAGAAGUGGAGGAGUAUGGGUUCAACCCGAAUAAUGAUCCUUCACUACCCCCAGUCAUGGGUGGUGGUGCCUUUGAGCCGAAAGAUGACACUUCCGGAUACCGAGGAUGGGGGACGACAUCGGCUGGACGUAAAGCAUCUACCAAUCUGUCAAGUAGUGCUGGAGUUGGUCUCGCAAUGUCCGAGGCUGGAAGUGCACCUGGCUACCAUCAUGCUGCUACUCCAAGCGACGGUACUAUCCAGUAUUCCGAAGGACAGGGUGCACUGGAAGAGACCGAACCAAUUGGGGUUCUAGGUGCUGCUCCGGUGGCUGCGGCGAACAACCGAAAUGUUGACAUCCACCGUGGUCCUUCGAACGCGUCGUCGGCAUACUCUGCAGCUAACCGAUCGGAAGCAUCUGACGAGAGCCACAUGUCUGCCACUCACCCUGCAGGCCCUUUCUAUGACGACAACCCAUACUAUACUGAUAUGCAGCCACAAUAUGGCGCAUAUGGUGACAGUCCUUAUGGCGGCGCUCCGCCUGUCAUCCGUGAUGUACAAGCACGGCGCAAUACAAGGAUUGAGAGCCCUGCCGUGUUCCCCAGACAAGGGAAUGCUGGCAUUGCGCAGAAUUUUUAA
Messenger RNA from Aspergillus heteromorphus CBS 117.55, 1269 nucleotides. RefSeq lists its product as uncharacterized. The transcript is spliced from 2 exons. The record is from RefSeq and is a predicted model, not a curated record. The coding region runs from base 1 to 1269 and encodes 422 amino acids. NCBI's taxonomy places the organism in Eukaryota, Fungi, Ascomycota, Eurotiomycetes, Eurotiales, Aspergillaceae.